Molecule: messenger RNA, 1856 nt
Organism: Cyprinodon tularosa
Lineage: Eukaryota; Metazoa; Chordata; Actinopteri; Cyprinodontiformes; Cyprinodontidae
Gene: acadsb
Product: acyl-CoA dehydrogenase short/branched chain
Exons: 11
Coding region: 77-1375 (432 amino acids)
Cellular component (GO): mitochondrion
Molecular function (GO): flavin adenine dinucleotide binding; acyl-CoA dehydrogenase activity
Source: RefSeq, a predicted model, not a curated record
UUGAGUCAAACGUUUCAGUUUUCAAGGCUCCGCGAAGGCAUCAUCAACUCUCUUGGUCGCAGUUUCAUAACAAACAAUGGCUGCCCCGUUGGUCAGGGUUUUCUCAAAGUCCCUCAGACAGUUCUCUCGGCCAUCAUGGGGAGCAUGUCAGUCCGGAUUAAGGAGCAGGACAACCUCUGCCCAGGCGGUGGCUUCGAACCAGGCAGGUGGAGAUGCGUCCUUCCCUCCUCUUCAGACAUACUCAGAGGAGGAGAGCAUGAUGAGGGACGCAGUGAGGAAAUAUGCACAGGAGCGCAUCGCCCCGUUUGUGGCGACGAUGGAUGAAAACUCUGCCAUGGAUGAAGAAGUCAUUAAAUCCCUAUUUGAGCAGGGGCUGAUGGGGGUGGAAAUUGACCCAGAGUAUGGUGGCACUGGCUCUACGUUCUUUUCCUCCAUCCUGGUGAUUGAAGAGCUGGCGAAGGUGGAUCCCUCUGUGGCUGUGCUCUGUGACAUCCAAAAUACUCUCAUUAACACCCUGUUUGUGAAACUCGGAACUCCAGCUCAGAAAGAGAAGUACCUCAGCCGGUUGUCAACUGAUAUGGUCGGGAGCUUUUGCCUCUCUGAAGCCGAAUCGGGGAGCGACGCUUUUGCGCUGAAGACCCGAGCUGAAAAACACAAAGACUAUUACAUAAUCAAUGGGUCCAAGAUGUGGAUCAGUAACGCAGAGCAUGCUGGGGUUUUCCUGGUGAUGGCCAAUGUGGAUCCUUCUGCAGGAUACAGAGGGAUCACCUGCUUCAUCGUAGACCGGGACACUGAGGGGCUCGAGAUUUGCAAGAAAGAGAACAAGCUGGGUUUGCGAGCUUCCUCCACAUGCCCUCUUAACUUUGACAAUGUCAAGGUUCCAGAGAAGAAUAUUUUAGGAGAGGUUGGUCAUGGAUACAAGUAUGCUAUUGGAAUGUUGAACGAAGGCAGGAUUGGAAUUGCAGCGCAGAUGGUUGGAUUGUCUCAGGGUUGCUUUGACCACACUAUUCCUUACACCAGACAGAGAGUGCAGUUCGGAAAGCGGAUCUUUGACUUUCAGGGCAUGCAGCAUCAGAUAGCCCAUGUAGCGACGCAGAUCGAAGCGGCGCGUCUGCUGACGUACAACGCCGCCCGUCUGAAGGAAGCCGGCAGACCCUUUAUUAAAGAGGCCUGCAUGGCCAAAUACUUCUCUGCAGAGGUUGCUACUCUAACUACUUCAAAGUGCAUCGAAUGGAUGGGUGGAGUCGGCUUUACCAAGGACUACCCCAUAGAGAAAUACUACAGAGAUUGUAAAAUCGGAACUAUUUAUGAAGGUACAACAAAUGUCCAGCUCUCCACCAUGGCCAAGUUCAUUGAUAAGGAGUACGAUCACUGAAACCAUCCAGCCAGAACCUGAACGAUCCUGUUUCUGCUGUUACACUCCAUGCUCUCACCAUUUCUGUGACUUCAGUAAAUUCAAUCCUGCAGGAUAGUUUAGUUCCAAUCACCGAUGUUACUGAUUUAGUGAAUUCUGUAUCAUUAAGUUUUGAGUUUACAGCUGAAUGGUUCUUUUUGCCUUUUAUUUUACUUAUUUUCUGUAGUUUGUCCCUCAUGUUUUGCAUUUAUUUAACCGUUUUGUAAGCAUAACACCCCCAUUGGUUUUGAUGUGAGGUUAAACGUUUGAAAUGAAUUGAGAUUUUCUUCGUGUCAGUGCCUUCAGAGGAUUUCCUCUUUUAAUGUUUGAUUUUGAUAGAUCAUGCAAUUGUUUUUCCCUUCACUGCAGCAUACUGUCGUGUCGACUGAUACUUCAUCAUACUAGUAUUCUCAAUAAAGAAGUUGUCAUAAAAUCUGUAUUAAAUGUGAGUUUAGCCACAGUG